Canariomyces notabilis is the source of this 3959-nucleotide messenger RNA. Its product is annotated as pyruvate carboxylase. Gene Ontology annotation, biological process: gluconeogenesis; pyruvate metabolic process. The record is from RefSeq and is a predicted model, not a curated record. Lineage: Eukaryota; Fungi; Ascomycota; Sordariomycetes; Sordariales; Chaetomiaceae. Gene Ontology annotation, cellular component: cytoplasm. Gene Ontology annotation, molecular function: metal ion binding; ATP binding; pyruvate carboxylase activity. The transcript has 12 exons. Bases 287 to 3859 code for a protein of 1190 amino acids.
GGUUGUCAAACCGAGCUAGUGUUGAAUUUUCCCCCUACAAAAACAGCCAGAAGCUUCAGCUUUAACCCCACUCUGCUGCAGUGAACCCCACCAUCAAUUGCAUCGCGUCUUUGCUACCCCGCCGUCAUAUCCCUGUCAAAUUGCAGCCCACGCGCAAGCGCCCCUCCUGCCUUUUUGUCUCGUUGUGUGCUAUACAUUUCUCCCCUUCCUCCGGUCCUCUUCUCUGCGUUCUUGUUAGGUUUUCUUCCCCCAAAACCACAGCCGGAGGCGCACCAAUUGAGUCACCAUGGCGGCCGAGAACGCAACCAACAAGUACGAGGAGGUCUUCGAGGAUGGCGACAUCCCCAAAGAGGCCCAGACGGUGCACCGCAUCCGGGCGAACUCUACCAUCAUGCAACUGAACAAGAUCUUGGUUGCGAACCGAGGUGAAAUUCCUAUUCGUAUCUUUAGAACAGCUCACGAACUCUCCCUCCAUACCAUCGCUGUCUUCAGCUAUGAGGACCGUCUUUCUAUGCACAGGCAGAAGGCCGACGAGGCAUACGUUAUUGGCAAGCGCGGCCAAUACACUCCGGUUGGCGCCUAUCUCGCUGGCGACGAGAUUAUCAAGAUCGCGGUUGAGCACGGCGCACAGAUGAUCCACCCCGGUUACGGCUUCUUGUCAGAGAACGCCGAGUUCGCUCGCAAGGUCGAGAAGGCAGGCCUUGUUUUUAUUGGGCCAACACCGGAUGUGAUCGAGGCCCUGGGUGACAAGGUCUCGGCAAGGAAAAUUGCGAUCGAGGCCAAGGUACCCGUUGUGCCGGGUACGGAGGGCGCCGUCGAGAAAUUCGAGGAAGUCAAGAAGUUCACAGACGAGUAUGGCUUCCCCAUUAUCAUCAAGGCUGCCUAUGGCGGUGGUGGUCGUGGUAUGCGAGUCGUGCGCGAGGAGAGCUCUUUGAAGGAAGCGUUCGAGAGAGCUACUUCCGAAGCAAAGAGCGCCUUUGGUAACGGCACCGUAUUUGUUGAGAGGUUCCUCGACAAGCCCAAGCACAUCGAGGUUCAACUUCUUGGCGAUAAUCACGGAAACAUUGUCCACCUGUACGAGCGUGACUGCUCCGUUCAGCGGAGACACCAGAAAGUCAUUGAGGUCGCCCCGGCCAAAGAUCUUCCCCAAGAGGUGCGGGACGCAAUCCUGAAUGACGCUGUGCGCCUGGCAAAGUCGGUCAAUUACCGCAACGCUGGCACGGCCGAGUUCCUGGUUGACCAGCAGAACCGCUACUACUUCAUCGAGAUCAACCCACGUAUCCAAGUCGAGCACACCAUCACCGAGGAGAUUACCGGCAUUGACAUUGUCGCUGCUCAGAUCCAAAUUGCGGCUGGCGCAACACUCGAACAACUGGGCCUUACCCAGGACCGCAUCUCCACCCGCGGGUUUGCCAUCCAGUGCCGUAUCACGACUGAGGACCCGGCCAAGAACUUCCAACCGGAUACGGGCAAGAUCGAGGUCUACCGCUCCGCUGGCGGCAACGGUGUGCGCCUCGACGGUGGUAACGGCUUUGCUGGCGCUGUCAUUACACCUCACUACGACUCCCUCCUUGUGAAGAUGACCUGCCAUGGCUCCACAUACGAGAUCGCCAGGCGCAAAUCUCUUCGUUCACUCGUUGAGUUCCGCGUGAGGGGGGUGAAAACCAACAUUCCCUUCCUGGCAACAGUCCUGACGCAUCCCACGUUCAUUGAUGGGAACUGCUGGACUACCUUCAUUGACGAUACGCCGUCGCUGUUCAACCUUGUCAGCAGCCAGAACCGUGCGCAAAAACUGUUGGCAUACCUCGGAGAUGUCGCGGUCAACGGAAGCAGCAUCAAGGGCCAGAUUGGCGAGCCCAAGUUCAAGGGCGACAUCAUCAUCCCUUCGCUGUUUGAUGACGCUGGAAAGAAGAUCGACACCUCGCAGCCUUGCACCAAGGGCUGGCGUAACAUCAUUCUGGAGCAGGGUCCCAAGGCCUUCGCCAAAGCCGUCCGCAACUACAAUGGCUGCUUACUUAUGGACACGACCUGGCGUGAUGCCCAUCAGUCGUUGCUCGCCACUCGUGUGCGGACUAUCGACCUCCUGAACAUCGCCAAGGAGACCAGCCAUGCUCUUUCCAAUCUCUACAGCUUGGAGUGCUGGGGCGGUGCCACUUUCGAUGUCGCCAUGCGCUUUCUCUACGAAGACCCGUGGGAUCGUCUCCGCAAAAUGCGCAAGCUCGUGCCCAAUAUUCCUUUCCAGAUGCUGCUGCGUGGUGCCAACGGGGUCGCCUAUGCCUCCCUCCCGGACAACGCUAUCGAUCACUUCGUCGACCAGGCGAAGAAGAAUGGCGUCGACAUCUUCCGCGUCUUUGACGCACUGAACGACAUCAACCAGCUUGAGGUCGGUAUCAAAGCGGUCCAGAAGGCUGGCGGUGUCUGCGAAGGCACGAUUUGCUACAGCGGUGACAUGCUCAACCCUGCUAAGAAGUACAACUUGGAGUACUACUUGGACCUCGUCGACAAGCUUGUUGCCCUCGACAUCGAUGUCCUAGGGAUCAAGGACAUGGCCGGUGUCCUCAAACCCCACGCCGCUACUCUCCUGGUCGGCUCUAUUCGGAAGAGGUACCCCGACCUGCCCAUCCAUGUCCACACUCACGACUCUGCUGGUACCGGCGUCGCCUCCAUGGUUGCUUGCGCGAUGGCUGGCGCCGACGCUGUUGAUGCCGCCACCGACAGCAUGUCUGGCAUGACGUCUCAGCCCAGUAUCAACGCCAUCCUUGCCUCCCUCGAUGGGACUGGCAAGGACCCUGGCCUCAAUGUUCACCACGUCCGUGCCCUCGACACCUACUGGUCUCAGCUUCGCCUGUUAUACUCUCCUUUCGAGGCUCACCUUGCAGGCCCCGACCCCGAAGUAUACGAGCACGAGAUUCCGGGUGGCCAGCUUACCAACAUGAUGUUCCAGGCCUCUCAGCUCGGCCUUGGCUCCCAGUGGCUUGAGACGAAGAAGGCUUACGAGCAGGCCAAUGACCUCCUUGGUGACAUUGUCAAGGUUACCCCUACCUCCAAGGUGGUUGGCGACCUUGCGCAGUUCAUGGUUUCCAACAAGCUCUCUCCCGAAGACGUCAAGGCUCGUGCUAGCGAGCUAGAUUUCCCCGGCUCCGUGCUCGAGUUCCUAGAGGGUAUGAUGGGUCAGCCGUACGGCGGAUUCCCAGAGCCUCUCCGGACAAAUGCUCUCCGCGGGCGCCGCAAGCUGGACAAGCGGCCCGGCCUGUUCCUGCCGCCCGUCGACUUCGCUCAAGUCAGGAAGGAACUCGCUCGCAAGUUCGGCGGCACUGUCACCGAGUGCGAUGUCGCUAGCUACAUUAUGUACCCCAAGGUGUUUGAGGAGUACAAGAAGUUUGUGGCCAAGUACGGCGACCUGUCCGUCCUGCCAACCAAGUAUUUCCUCUCCAAGCCCGAGAUUGGCGAGGAGUUCCAUGUCGAGCUCGAGAAGGGCAAGGUGCUCAUUCUCAAGCUUCUGGCCGUUGGCCCUCUGUCCGAGAACACGGGUCAGCGUGAGGUGUUCUACGAGAUGAACGGCGAGGUCCGCCAGGUGACGGUCGACGACAGGAAGGCGUCUGUCGAGAAUGUCAGCCGGCCCAAGGCUGACCCUGCCGAUUCGAGCCAAAUUGGCGCGCCCAUGGCUGGUGUGCUGGUUGAGCUGCGGGUGCAUGAAGGUAGUGAGGUCAAGAAGGGCGACCCGCUCGCUGUGCUGAGCGCCAUGAAGAUGGAAAUGGUUAUCUCGGCAUCGCAUGCCGGUAAGAUAGCUGGAUUGGUGGUCAGGGAAGGUGACUCGGUGGACGGUUCCGAUCUUAUCUGCCGCAUUGUCAAGGGUUAGAUGGACAGCAAGCAGUGCCUAAUGGCUAUGUCCGGGUAUUUCUUAGGAUGUUCUAGGGCUGUAGUUCAUAUUUUGAGUGAAUAAACAGUAUUAUGAUCCA